AAGUUACGCUUCGUCGCAGGGGAGGCGCUGCUCCUUGGCCACCUAAAGCAUUUGGUACAGACGAGUUGCGUAGGAAGCACCUUAAAUUAUACCGUGCAAUGCCUCCUAAAAAAGUGAAUUUAGGAAAAUCACUUGUACGAGAUAGAUUCAAAGGGAAGCGCAAAAGAAGAGGAGACGGCGAUGGAUCAUCUCGACACACCGCCGAGCUCGGGGACGGCUACGACUGGAACAAGAUCAACCUGCGCUCUGUCACUGAAGAGACUGCCAUCGACGAGUUCCUCAACACUGCGCAGCUGGCGGGGACAGAGUUUGUGGCGGAGAAGCUGAACAUCACGUUUGUGAACCCGCGCGGCCAGAUCGGCAUCCCGUCGGCUGAAGAACUGAUAGAGAUUGAGGAGAAGCAGCGGGAGAACCUGGCCCUGCUUCAGAUACCGAGGCGACCCGCCUGGGACGAGACGACCAGCGCGGCCGAGCUGCACGCCGCCGAGGAGCUGGCCUUCCUCGAGUGGCGCCGCCAGCUGGCGCAGCUGCAGGAGGCGCGCGGUCUGACUCUCACGCCGUACGAGCGCAAUCUCGAGUUCUGGCGCCAGCUGUGGCGCGUGGUCGAGCGCAGUGACGUGGUGGUGCAAAUCCUGGACGCGCGGAAUCCGAUGCUGUACCGCUGCGAGGACCUAGAGCGCUACGUGCGCGAGGUGGACCCGGAGAAAGACAACAUGUUGCUCAUCAACAAGUCGGACCUGCUGACGGCCGAGCAGCGCGCCGUGUGGGCCGACUUCUUCAACGAGGCGGGCGUGAAGGCGGCCUUCUUUUCGGCGCUGGACGAGGCCGAUGCGCCGCCGGCGCCGGCCGACUCCGACUCCGGCUCCGGCUCCGAGUCUGACGCCGACUCCGCCGACGACGACUCUGACUCGGAGUCGGACGAGGCGCCGCCGGCGCUGGUCACGUGGCCGCAGGCGAGUCAGCGCCGCCCCGAGUCGGAGUCAGAGUCGGAGCCGCCGUCCGUCGGUGGCGGGUUCACCAGCCCGCGCCUGCUGUCGCGCGAGCAGCUGAUCAGCCUGCUGAAGACAGUGCACGGCGGACGCCGGCGCACGAAGGGCGCCGCUACCGUCGGCUUCGUCGGCUACCCCAAUGUCGGCAAAAGCUCCACCAUCAACGCGCUGCUGCAGGCGAAGAAGGUGUCCGUCUCGGCCACGCCCGGCAAGACUAAACACUUCCAGACCCUCCACAUCGACACGGAGCUGAUCCUGUGCGACUGCCCGGGCCUGGUGAUGCCCUCCUUCCUCUCCACCAAGGCCGAGAUGGUGGUCUGGGGCGUGCUGCCCAUCGACCAGAUGCGCGACCACGUGCCGCCGGUCAACCUCGUGGCGCACCUCGUGCCGCGCGCCGUGCUGGAGCGCACCUACGGCAUCAUGCUGCCGCCGCCGCGCGAGGGCGAGCCACCCGACCGGCCGCCCACCUCCGAGGAGCUGCUGAACGCCUACGGCUACAUGCGCGGCUUCAUGACCGCCCGCGGCAUGCCCGACAACCCGCGCUCGGCGCGCGUGGUGCUCAAGGACUUCGUGCGCGGCAAGCUGCUGUACUGCCGGGCGCCGCCGGGCCGCGACCAGCAGAGGUUCCACAGCUCGCCGCUAGAGGCGCCACGGGAGCGGCCGGCGGGCCAGAGACCGCCGCAAGAGAAGAUUGUCAAGCCGAGCCAGCCGACGGCCGCGGCGGUGGACAGCAGCUUCUUCAGCUCCGUCCAGAGCCGCUCGCACAGCACGGAUGUCAAGGGAGUUAGUCGGACGGACGGGCUGAAGGAGGCCGCCCCUGACGGCGAUGAUUCGGUGUCCGAGAUCAGCGUUGCCAGCAAACCUUGGCGGGUCAAGGGCGGUAAGCGGCCGAAGAAGGGCAAGCUGCGGCGCGUGUACCACCACCUAGACGACGUAUGACGAACUGAAGCUUUCCAUUUUGUACGCGCGGCGCUGCGAGCGCCGAGUUGCCGGUGCUGUGCUGGCCGGCAGUAGGCGACCGCGGCCGUCCGCUCCGCGGAAUUCUGCGCCGGGAGUCCGUCCGUGGCCGGUCUGCGGCGGCACGAUGUCUGGUGGCCCCGCUGCGCCCUGGGCAGUGUGGCGAGGUCAAAAGGAUGACCUCUGAUGUGGGACCGCGUGGACCGGUAGGUCAUGAUGAGCAUCCGCCGCACCGCGCUUCCCGGACUUCAGUAACGCACGUGAAGCAUCUGUUUUGUUGGAUGAUGUAUAAAUAUAUAUAUGACAGAUCCUGAUGUACUGUUUCCUCUCU
Pollicipes pollicipes is the source of this 2277-nucleotide messenger RNA. Its product is annotated as large subunit GTPase 1 homolog. The record is from RefSeq and is a predicted model, not a curated record. Gene Ontology annotation, molecular function: GTPase activity; GTP binding. The coding region runs from base 99 to 1928 and encodes 609 amino acids. Gene Ontology annotation, biological process: ribosomal subunit export from nucleus. Gene Ontology annotation, cellular component: cytosol. The transcript is spliced from 9 exons. NCBI's taxonomy places the organism in Eukaryota, Metazoa, Arthropoda, Thecostraca, Pollicipedomorpha, Pollicipedidae.